Emiliania huxleyi CCMP1516 is the source of this 728-nucleotide messenger RNA. RefSeq lists its product as hypothetical. Bases 1 to 576 code for a protein of 191 amino acids. Lineage: Eukaryota; Haptophyta; Isochrysidales; Noelaerhabdaceae. The record is from RefSeq and is a predicted model, not a curated record. The transcript is spliced from 4 exons.
AUGUCUCUGCUGCCGCCCGGCGUCUGCGCCGCGGCGGCCUCACGCGACGCGUCUGCCGCCGCGCUCGCCGAGCACGUCUCUCCGCCGCACUCCUUCGAGCGGCUGCCGGGCGCACGCGCGCGCGCAGAGGUGCUGGCGCUGUACGCCUUGCUCGCGGAGCCGUCGUUGCGCGAGCCGGACGGCGGCGGCGGCGGCGAGGGACGCGAUGCAGACGGGCCGCCAACGGCUGCCGACCCCGCCCUCCUCGAGACGUGGCCCGAGCUGGCGGUGCUACGAGACCCCUCGCAGCGGCUCGCCGACACCGCCACCGCCUGGGCCGCCGGCGAGGAGGGCGCAGCGAGCGGCUCUGACGACGGGGCGGACGGCGGCGCGGCGGGGGCGGACAGCGCAGCCCUCUCCUUUCUCGCGGACGACUGCCGGCGGAUGUCGGCAGCGCUGUCGGCGGACGCCGAUGCCCUGGUCCGCACUGCCGCCGCGUUCGGUCUUGAGGCACCGGCACAGCCCAGCACUGCCGACUGCGACUGCUGCGACUGGCCGGGCGCAGGGGUCGAGGGCCCAGAAGUAGUAGGCAGCUGACGCAGGAACGCUAGUUGUGACACGUGUUUCCGUGACAGAGUGAGUACUGACGUCCUGGACUGUACGUAUAACCGCCACAGGUAGAGAUGGAGAGCUCUGAGUCUGUGUCGUGUGUAGGGAGAUGUGUUUGUUAAUUCCGGCAUGUACCAUGU